AUGAACUCAGCGGCCAAGGAAAAGAAGCGGGCAGCCGAUCGCGAAGCUCAACGCGUCAAUCGCGCCCGCACCAAGGCCUACAUAACGCAAUUGGAGCAAACCAUCCAGGACCUGACAGGACCCAACCCGCCGGACAACCUGGGCCAAAACCUAGCCCAGCAGCAAAGGAAAAUUCACCAUCUAGAGGAUACAUUACGCAAGAUAGACAUCCUCGCUCAGAGCGCAGCCACCGGCUUUCUCCCGUCUUCCGUUUCAGAUCACCUAUCGGUUCAUCCUCCUUAUCCCAGUCAAGCGGCGAGUGAGACUGAACCGCUGGCUAGUGGACUCGUUGAAAAUCUCAGCUCAACAACUACAUGCAACUUUUUUGACUUUGAUUUGACCUGCUCCGAUCGGGAGAGAAACUAUCUAGCGGUACUAGGAAACGCUAUGAUCAUGAUCCAGGAAUAUUCCUUUACAUUAGCGGGGAGCAUGAUGUUGUUAUCCACACUUGAUGACGAUAAUUUCUGCAUCCGGGCAGUCGUAGACGGCUGGAAAAACACCACUGAUCGGUUCGGGGCCGAUGUCAUAUGGGAUCUUAUCCAAGCGAUAGACAAGGGCCUUUACUAUCGUGCAGACCCUGUGACACGAAUUGCCUUGCUCCGGAUCAUGAGAUCCCUCAUGCUGGUCCGUUUCUGGCCUUUUACGCAAUUCCUCCUCUUUACUGACUUGCCUCAAGCAAAGGUUAGGUAUCAUCUACAAUACGUCAUCUAUUCCGCAGUAUAUGUCUGCUAG
Molecule: messenger RNA, 771 nt
Organism: Penicillium coprophilum
Lineage: Eukaryota; Fungi; Ascomycota; Eurotiomycetes; Eurotiales; Aspergillaceae
Product: bZIP transcription factor
Exons: 1
Coding region: 1-771 (256 amino acids)
Biological process (GO): regulation of DNA-templated transcription
Molecular function (GO): DNA-binding transcription factor activity
Source: RefSeq, a predicted model, not a curated record